Pseudomyrmex gracilis is the source of this 1544-nucleotide messenger RNA. RefSeq lists its product as uncharacterized. The record is from RefSeq and is a predicted model, not a curated record. Bases 237 to 1070 code for a protein of 277 amino acids. Gene Ontology annotation, biological process: signal transduction. The transcript has 7 exons. Lineage: Eukaryota; Metazoa; Arthropoda; Insecta; Hymenoptera; Formicidae.
ACUAAGAUUUUUAUAUAUUACAUGUGUGUAACGUCUUUGAUAAAAAUUCUUCAAUUAAUAACUUGAAAUUAUCAGAGGACAGUAAGUAAAAAGUGUUUCAAAAACGUGCGUUUAACCUUGAAUCUGACAAUUCAAAAAAUUUUUAAGCAUAUCAGGAAACAAAUCACGCGUGUAAAUAUGCUUCAUGAUAAAAUAUCCAUGAAGAAAGAGAGGUUUAUGAUACGGGAAUUAUAGAAAUGGGAAUGCAGAAUUCGAAACGACAGGAUGCGGGUGACGACAUAAUAUCGCAGAAAUCUCUGAACGCGGUGAAGGAACUUAUACAUUUUUUGAAGAAUCAUUCUACAGUGGAAGGAUUAUUUCGACGUGCAGGACGUCGCGAGCUUCGACAACAUAUUCUGAAUUCUCUGAAAAAGGGCCAGAAGCCGCACUUCGAAGAUUCGAACAAUGCGGCUCUGGAAUGCGCGGCAGCUUUGCAAAUUUUUCUCAGCCGUUUGAAGAAGCCAAUUAUGCCGCAACAUGUGCAAGAAUUAAUCCUUGCUGACAAUCCUGGCGUAGAAGCACAAGUUAUAGCCCAGGAUGCCUUAGGACUCAUUAGACAGGACGUUAGCGGUCGACACGGCGAGCUCUUGACCGGUGUCCUGGAUCUUUUGAGACACUUGACUCUGUCAGGAUCUCCGUCCGAGUGUUCCGAAUUACGUGGAUCUCCUCUGCCCAUCGCUCUUUUGCCAGUGUUUUUUAAUUUAUCGCCUAGCGACUUAAUGAAGUGGAAGCAAGUCGCAGCCAGAUUUAGCGAAUUAAUUACGGAAGCCGCGAUGCAACUUCAUCGGGAUGAACAGCGCGCCGUACGGACAGAAACUGUGUUGAAUUCCACAGCAUCGCCUUCGUCAGAAGAGGAAUCUGAGGAAUUAACGAGGUUGCAGGAACUUUCUUUAUUAUAUCCCAUUGUCCGACUUACAAAUCACUCUAACGCUUCUCACGUUGGCGAGAUAGCACGUCUUCUCAUUACACCGUUACAACAUCCCGCUGUCAGCAGAUUACAUCCCGCAAUUGUUAAUCGUAACAGACAAUAAUCACAGAUAAAAGGAACAAAUCUUAAUGGUACAAAUAAUAAUAUAUUGUAGUGUUGGAAUCUUGUUUACGUAAAUUGACCGAGUGCUUUUAUUUGUAAUUCGAGUGAAAACCAUUGUGAUGUGCACGUGUUGCUAAUAAAAAAUAAAUGCCGAUUAUCUCGUUAAUGUUAACAAUAACGUUUGAACAAGCAUCAGGAGUAAAUUUGCAAACACAUAUAUUUUCGUGUGCUUUCAUACAUAUAGAACAUUCAUUAAAACUUUGAUACAUUAAAUUAAGUGUACGUAUAUACAUAUGUGUAUAUAUGUAUACGCACAUAUAUACACAUAUAUAAACACACUGAGUACAGUUUUGCAUAAUAGAAACAAUUUGCUACUAAUAAAACAGAAUUUAUAUUUGCAUGUACAAUUUGAUCUAAGAAACGUGCGGUUGAACUUGAUCUUCGAAAAUUCUCUCUCUACAAAAAAAAAAAAAAA